AUGGCCUCCUGUGUAGUGUUCACAAGUUCAGUUCAGUCUGGUUUUUUGCCCCCAAAACACACAACCAUGGACCACAACCAGUCUAGGAUCAACCCAGAUAUUGAGGGAACCGAACUGAACCACCUAGGACUGGUCUUUUGCAGUCUAUGGAACUGA
Messenger RNA from Laccaria bicolor S238N-H82, 156 nucleotides. RefSeq lists its product as uncharacterized. The coding region runs from base 1 to 156 and encodes 51 amino acids. The transcript has a single exon. Lineage: Eukaryota; Fungi; Basidiomycota; Agaricomycetes; Agaricales; Hydnangiaceae. The record is from RefSeq and is a predicted model, not a curated record.